UCUCCUUUCUCUCACCAACAUUAAACCCUUCUCUUCUCUUCAAACCUCUUCUUCUUCUUCUUCGUUAAGCCUUCGACUCGUUUUGGCCUUGCUUUCGCAGCAUCAACAUGGUGCUCACAAUCGAGGGCGCGACGAAUUCCGUCGAGGCGGUGGCGUUCAGUUUUCUAACGGACGACGAGUUGCGGAGGAGCAGUCGCGUGAAGAUAACGAAUCCUGUUUUGCUCGAUAGUUUGCUCCACCCUGUGCCUGCUGGAUUAUACGACGCCGCUUUUGGCCCGCUCGAUGAGAAGUCUACUUGUAAGUCAUGUGGUCAAACUUCUAAAAAUUGCCCGGGUCAUUUCGGUCAUAUUGAGCUUGUUUCCCCUGUUUACAACCCUUUGAUGUUCAAUAUUCUUAGCAAUAUCAUACAAAGAACUUGUUUCUCUUGCCAUCAUUUUCAGGCUAGCAGACAAGAGGUGGAUCUGCGUACGUCCCAAUUGGAGCUCAUAAUGAAGGGGGAUAUUGUUAAGGCGAAAAGUUUGGAUUCUAUUAAUCAAGAUGAAUCCAUACAUCCAGGUGAUGGUGAUGAGAGCCACUCUUGUGCUGAGCAACUGGGAGAUAAUUGGACCUCCCUUCAAUUCAGCGAGGCAAUGUCUGUUUUAAGGAAAUUUCUGCUUAGGAAAUAUAGGAAGUGUCAAAAUUGUGGAGUCAUCAAUCCUAGAAUCAGCAAACCAACCUUUGGAUGGUUUCAUAUGAAUGUUCUCUCAGCUGAUCAAGCUAGAGCAAAUACUGUUAGAGCUGUGGCAAGUGAAACAGCCAAUGAUGAUAUAUCUUUAGGUGGUGGGGAUACUACAGAUGAAGAAGAUAUUACCUCUGCUGAGACUGCAAAAAGAGAUAAUAGAAAAAGCAGGAAAUUGUCUUACAAGCUUGCUGCACAAAGUAAACUUUCUGGGUCUUUGUUACCAUCCCAGGUUAAAGAUAUUUUGGAGCUUUUGUGGGAAAACGAGGCUCGACUCUGUUCUUAUAUAAGUGAUAUUCAAGAUCAGGGGUUUGGAAAGAAAGCUGGUCACUCAAUGUUCUUUCUAGAGAAUAUUUUUGUGCCACCAAUCAAAUUCCGUCCCCCAACUAAAGGAGGUGAUAAUGUGAUGGAACAUCCUCAAACUGUUUUGUUGAUUAAGGUUUUACAAUGCAACAUAUCCUUAGGAGAUGCCCACCUAAAUAAGUCAGAUCCGUCAAAGGUUCUAAGCCGGUGGAUGGAUCUUCAGCAAUCUGUAAACGUGCUAUUUGACAAUAAAACUGCUUCUGGCCAGAGAGAUGUGGCUACUGGAAUUUGUCAAUUGCUGGAGAAGAAGGAAGGCAUCUUUCGCCAGAAAAUGAUGGGAAAGAGGGUUAAUUUUGCAUGCCGCUCUGUCAUAUCACCAGAUCCUUAUUUAGCAGUCAAUGAAAUUGGGAUUCCCCCAUAUUUUGCAUUAAGAUUAUCGUAUCCUGAGAGAGUGACUCCUUGGAAUACAGUCAAGUUAAGGAAUGCUAUCCUUAAUGGUCCUGAAUCUCAUCCUGGUGCUACUCACUAUGAAGAUAAAGUAUCAACAGUCAGGCUUCCACCAAAAGGGAAGUUGCUUUCUUUGACAGCAAGGAAAUUACCAUCCUCAAGAGGGGUUAUUUUGCAACAUGGGAAGAUAGCUGACCAUGAAUUUGAAGGGAAAGUUGUGUAUCGUCACUUGAAGGAUGGUGACGUUGUGCUUGUCAAUCGACAGCCAACACUCCAUAAACCUAGCAUAAUGGCACAUAUAGUUCGCGUUCUAAAGGGGGAGAAAACUGUACGCAUGCACUAUGCAAACUGUAGUACUUACAAUGCUGAUUUUGAUGGUGAUGAGAUUAAUGUUCAUUUUCCACAAGAUGAAAUUUCUCGGGCUGAAGCUUACAAUAUAGUAAAUGCUAACAAUCAAUAUGUGAAACCUACUAGUGGCGAUCCAAUCAGAGCUUUGAUUCAGGAUCAUAUUGUAAGUGCUGCUCUUCUUACCAAAAAGGAUACAUUUCUAAGUUAUGAAGAGUUCAAUCAACUGCUCUACAGUUCUGGUGUAUCCAUGGCUGGGCUAGGUUCAUUCUAUGGAAAACAUGGGCAGAAGGUUUUCGUGUCAAAUUCUGAAAGUGAAAUGUUUCUGUUUCCUCCGGCAAUAUGGAGGCCUGAACCCCUAUGGACUGGAAAACAGGUUAUCAGUGCAUUGCUCUGCUAUAUCACCAGAGGUUCACCACCAUUCACAGUUGAGAAGAAUACAAAAAUCCCCCCUAAUUUUUUCAAGACUCAAAUCAGAGAGGGAAAACGAUACAAUCUAGAUACAUCAAGAAAGAAGGAUGAGCCUGAUGAGGAUAAGUUAUUGAUAUAUAAAAAUGAUUUGGUUCGGGGUGUAGUUGAUAAGGCUCAAUUUGGUGACUAUGGUAUAAUACAUACAGUGCAAGAACUUUAUGGAUCUAAUGUUGCUGGAAACCUACUUUCAGCAUUAAGUCGGUUGUUCACUACCUUUUUGCAGAUGCAUGGGUUCACAUGUGGAGUAGAUGAUCUUAUGAUAACAGAAGGAAAGGAUAUUGAAAGAAUGAAUCAACUCAAAAGUUGUGAGGAAAUUGGUGACAUUGUUCAUCGAGAAUUUACUGGAGUGAUGGAUAAUGAUAAUAUAGAUCCAAUCACGUUGCAGUUGAAUAUUGAGAAAAAAAUACGCUGUAAUGGAGAAGCAGCCUUAACAUACUUGGAUAGGAAGAUGAUAAGCAAUCUUAACUCAAGAACAAGCUCAGGGGUAUUAAAGGAGCUACUAUCUGAAGGAAUAUUGAAACCUUCGGGAAAAAAUUGGAUUUCUCUUAUGACUACAUCUGGAGCUAAGGGUAGUAUGGUGAAUUUUCAGCAGAUAUCUUCUCAUUUAGGCCAGCAAGAGUUGGAAGGAAAACGAGUUCCACGCAUGGUUUCUGGAAAGACCUUACCAUGCUUUUCUCCCUGGGAUUGUUCCCCCAGAGCAGGAGGAUUCAUUAUUGAUCGGUUUCUUACAGCCCUUCACCCACAGGAAUAUUACUUUCAUUGCAUGGCUGGUCGUGAAGGAUUGGUUGAUACUGCUGUCAAAACAUCUCGGAGUGGUUACCUGCAAAGAUGCUUAAUGAAGAGCCUUGAGUGUCUUAAAGUUUGUUACGAUCAUACUGUCCGUGAUGCUGAUGGUUCUAUUAUUCAGUUCCACUAUGGAGAAGAUGGUGUUGAUGUCCAUCAAACUAGCUUUAUCACCAAAUUUGAAGCAUUAUCAACUAAUAAAGAAUUGUUCUAUAGCAACUGUUGCCGUCAGAUAGACAGAUCCAGUCCAUAUAUCAACAAAUUGCCUGAUGCUCUUAAAGCAAAAGCUGAAAAUUUCAUUCGUGAUCUGUCUUCAAAAGGGAAAAAUCUUGGUUCUAUGAAGCGAAGAGAAUUCUUAAAGUUGAUGGAGCAUAAGUAUGUCUCAUGUCUCGCUCAACCAGGUGAACCAGUUGGUGUAUUAGCUUCUCAAUCUGUUGGAGAGCCAGCAACGCAGAUGACUUUGAAUACUUUCCACCUUGCUGGUCGAGGUGAAAUGAAUGUGACCCUUGGAAUUCCACGUUUGCAAGAAAUCGUGAUGGCUGCUGCACGUGAUAUCAAAACUCCAUUUAUGACAUGCCCCUUGAGACCCAAUAAAUCUAUGGAAGAUGCCAUUUGUCUUGCCGAUAAGUUGAAGAAGAUCACUGUAGCUGACAUAAUUAAGAGUAUGAAAGUUUCUGUUAUACCAGUAACCGUUCUUGGUGGUCAGGUUUGCAGUAUAUAUAAACUUGUCAUGAAGCUAUAUAAACCUAAACAGUAUCCGAAGUACACUGAUAUUACCCUUGAAGACUGGGAGGAUACUCUAAGAGUUGUCUUUGCGAGAGAGUUGGAGGAUGCCAUUGAAAAUCACAUGACAUUGCUUUCUAAAAUUAGUGGCAUAAAGAAAUUCAAGACACCACAAUCACAUCAUUCAAACAGCUCAGAAAGUGCUCACAGCAAUGAAUCAGAAUUUGAGAAAAAAGGUCAAAUUAAUGAUGAUGAUGAUGGUGUUGUUGAAGAUACCGAAGGGUAUGAAGAUCUUGGUUCAGAUGCACAAAAGAGAAAACAGCAAGGUACUGAUGAGGUUGAUUAUGAGGAUGGUCCCGAAGAGGAAACACGUGAUGGUGAGCUAUCAGAGGAAAUUGAUGGUGAUGAGGAAGGCAGUGAUACUGAUGUCAAUGAGAAUGAUAAUAAUGUCACACUUGAUGCUAAUAAUUCUGAAGGACUACAAAAACCCUCCAAGUCAAAGUCUAUUGGUGAAAAAGAUAACAAACAGAAGAGAAAAUCUGAACCAGCUUCAAAAAAAUAUGAUAGGGCAGUUUUUGUGAAAGCUAAAGGGAUGCAUUUUGAGAUCCACUUUAAAUUUACUGGAGAACCUGACAUUUUGUUAACUCAGAUUGCUCAGAGAACAGCCAAGAAGGUUUGCAUCCAAAAUUUUGGAAAAGUUGGUGAAUGUAAAGCUAUUACUUGUAAAGAAAGUGGAGUUGUCUACUAUGGUGAAGAUGGCAGAAAAAGAGAUGAUAUUCCAGCCUCAGUUAAAGAAAAAAUACCAGCACUUCAGACAUCAGGGGUACAUUUUAAAACAUUUUGGGAGUUGGAAGAUAGUCUUGAUGUUAGGUACAUUUAUUCAAACAACGUGUAUGCUAUGCUAAACGCAUAUGGGGUGGAAGCCGCGAGGGAGACCAUCAUCAGGGAAAUACAGAAUGUUUUCAAGUCUUAUGGUAUAUCUGUAAAUAUCCGGCACUUGACACUCAUUGCCGACUUCAUGAUGCACUCCGGUGACUAUCGCCCGAUGAACAGAACAGGGAGCAUAGCAGACUCUACUUCUCCUUUCAUCAAAAUGUGCUUUGAGACAGCUUCCAAAUUCAUUGUUGAAGCAGCUUAUCAUGGGCAGGUGGACAACUUGGAAACACCAUCUUCUAGAAUUUGUCUUGGUUUGCCAGUGAAGAUGGGAACUGGGUGCCAUGACUUGAUACAGAAAUUGGAGAUUUGAUAUUGUUGCCUUGUUCUUCAGCUUUAGACCUUUGGCCCCCAAAUGCUUGGAGGUCAUGGCAAUUUUGAUACCAUAAUUGUACACUAUCAAAUGCCAAAUUUUCAUGGCCAUUGUUAUGCGGCUUCAAUGUAGUUUGUUUGGAAGUAGUAGUAGCAUAGCCUGAAAUGCCAUUCCUUGUCCAAUGUCUAUACAUAGGUGAGUUUUCCUCGGGCCUUGAUUUUCCCGCUUGGUCUUGAGUGUAACGUUUUCACAUAAUUUAAAUAUUUUUCU
Molecule: messenger RNA, 5306 nt
Organism: Cajanus cajan (pigeon pea)
Lineage: Eukaryota; Viridiplantae; Streptophyta; Magnoliopsida; Fabales; Fabaceae
Gene: NRPA1
Product: nuclear RNA polymerase A1
Biological process (GO): DNA-templated transcription
Cellular component (GO): RNA polymerase I complex
Molecular function (GO): DNA binding
Source: RefSeq, a predicted model, not a curated record